Molecule: messenger RNA, 462 nt
Organism: Geosmithia morbida
Lineage: Eukaryota; Fungi; Ascomycota; Sordariomycetes; Hypocreales; Bionectriaceae
Product: CHCH domain protein
Exons: 2
Coding region: 1-462 (153 amino acids)
Biological process (GO): mitochondrion organization
Cellular component (GO): mitochondrion; nucleus
Source: RefSeq, a predicted model, not a curated record
AUGCCCCGCAACCGUUCCGCCGGCCGCGCCCCCGCCUCGCGCGCUCCCACGCGCCCUACUGUAGCUCCUGCCGCUCCCGCCCCCCAGCAGCAGCGCCCUGCCACCACCAUGGCUGCUCCCCAGCAGCAAUACGCUCCUCCUCCCCAGGCUGCCGCUCCUUCUCAGGGUCCCGGACUCUUUGGCCAGAUGGCCAGCACUGCUGCUGGUGUCGCCGUCGGUUCUUCCAUCGGCCACGCCAUAGGCGGUUUAUUCUCCGGCGGCUCCUCCGAGCCCGCCGCUCCCCAGCAGCAGCAGGUCCAGACAUCUGCCCCCCAGGAUAACCAGUGGGCCAACGGUGGCAGCUGCCAGGGCGCCGCCACCCAGUUCACCCAGUGCAUGGACGAGCACGGCGGCAACAUGCAGAUCUGCAACUGGUACCUUGAGCAGCUCAAGGCUUGCCAGGCCGCCGCCAAGAACUACUAG